GGUCGCAGGCUGCGACACUGGAUUCGGACACCUCUUGGCUAAGCGGCUCGCAUCGGACGGCUUCCGCGUCUACGCUGGCUGCCUCAGUUCCACCAGUGACGGAGCCAUGACACUGACGCUCGUGCCAAACGUAUGUGUAUUAGACCUGGACGUAACGAAGGAGGACGACAUCGAAAAAGCGUACGCCAUCAUCUCUACAGACGACAGUAAUAUGGCUCUCUGGGCAGUGGUGUCCAACGCCGGAGUGGCGACUGUUGGCCCACUGGAAUGGCACAGUGCGGCCAAGAUACGAACCUUGUUCGACGUAAAUGUUAUCGGAGCCGCUGCCGUGGUCCUAAAGUUCCUUCCACUGCUUAAAAAGUCGCAAGGACGGAUUGUCAUCGUGUCCAGCAUGUUCGGUCGCAUGACGGCUCCGUUGGUGGUGCCCUACUGCAUGACCAAGCACGCCUGUGUCUCUCUAGCAGAUGGACUCCGGCGAACGUUGCGCACCGCAGGUAUUCAAGUCAGCACCAUCGAACCCACUGGAUACAGGACAGCAAUAUCAGACCCGAAGGCAGUAGCCCAACACGUCGAUGAGCUCAUCGCAAGCCUCCCAUCGGAAGUGCGCAAGGACGUCAAUCAAGAAAAAGUGUCAAAGUUGAAAAUCCUUGCCAGGGUGUUCUCUGAAGGUCUUAUGCGUGACGAUCCAAGUGAAGUGGUUAGAGACAUGGUCUCCGCCCUCAGGGAAAAGCAUCCCAAGGCACAUUACAGGACCGGGGGACCUGCGGACAGAGUAGUGCGCCUCCUUGACUACAUACUUCCUUCGGAGGUUGCAGACUACAUGCUGUUAACCUUGGCUCAAUCCAAUGGUGUAAAAGAGAAAUCUAAAACUUACGUCGGGGAGUACAACGCGAAAUAGGAAAGGCUUCGCGCCAGCUGUCCGCCGUUUGACGCAUCGUUGACAAGACCACACCAUAACA
Rhipicephalus sanguineus (brown dog tick) is the source of this 959-nucleotide messenger RNA. Its product is annotated as short-chain dehydrogenase/reductase family 9C member 7. Bases 107 to 898 code for a protein of 263 amino acids. The record is from RefSeq and is a predicted model, not a curated record. Lineage: Eukaryota; Metazoa; Arthropoda; Arachnida; Ixodida; Ixodidae. The transcript has 4 exons.